Molecule: messenger RNA, 2315 nt
Organism: Anolis carolinensis (green anole)
Lineage: Eukaryota; Metazoa; Chordata; Lepidosauria; Squamata; Anolidae
Gene: adhfe1
Product: alcohol dehydrogenase iron containing 1
Exons: 14
Coding region: 232-1629 (465 amino acids)
Cellular component (GO): mitochondrion
Molecular function (GO): metal ion binding; alcohol dehydrogenase (NAD+) activity
Source: RefSeq, a predicted model, not a curated record
UGUUAUAAAAGUUUCAAUUACCCAUAGGUGGUCUUGGAACAUAUCCCUUGUGGAUACAAAGAUCAUACUGUAUUGUGCUUGAAGACUUCCAUGCCAUUCUGCUGGUAAUCUGAUACUGUGCCCUGAGCUGUUCCAAAGGAACAACCAAUCUCUCUCUUUCUCUGUUUACACGGUCUUUCCUCACUGCUUUCCCGUCGUGCCUUGCUGACCCAAGGAAAGUCUGCAGGAGCCAUGGCAGGGGGACGGGAGAGGGUCGCUCAUUUGUUGAAGCAACUGCACCGAGCCUCAUGUGCGUGCCCUGCUCAUUCCCAUGUUUAUUCACAAGGUAUUGGACAUGCUGCAUCAGGGAAAACAGACUAUGCUUUUGAGAUGGCUGUUUCCAAUAUUCGAUAUGGAAAAGGAGUUACUAAAGAAGUGGGCAUGGAUCUGCAUAAUUUGGGUGCCAGAAAGGUUUGCGUGAUGACAGAUAAAAACCUUUCUCAGCUCCCUCCUGUGAAAGCAGUUCUGGAUUCUCUGACCACAAAUGGUAUAAACUUCCAAAUGUAUGACAAUGUCAGAGUGGAGCCAACAGACCAGAGCUUCAUGGAUGCCAUCAUGUUCGCUAAAAAGGAAGAGUUUGAUUCCUAUGUCGCUGUUGGUGGAGGUUCGGUCAUAGAUACCUGUAAAACUGCCAAUCUCUAUGCAUCCAGUCCAGAAUCAGAUUUUUUGGAUUAUGUUAAUGCUCCAAUUGGAAAAGGCAAGCCUGUGAACAUCACUCUCAAACCAUUGAUUGCAGUUCCUACAACUGCUGGAACUGGAAGUGAAACCACUGGAGUUGCUAUUUUUGAUUAUAAAGAACUAAAAGUAAAAACUGGCAUUGCUUCCAGAACUAUUAAGCCCUUAUUGGGUAUAAUUGACCCUCUACAUACUCUUUAUAUGCCUGAGCGUGUGACAGCUAAUACUGGCUUUGAUGUGCUUUGUCAUGCCCUCGAAUCCUAUACUGCCCUUCCUUACCAUCAGCGUAGUCCCUGUCCUUCAAAUCCAGUGAACCGACCAGCUUAUCAAGGAAGUAAUCCUAUCAGUGAUGUUUGGGCCAUCCAUGCAUUGCGGAUCACUGCUAAAUAUUUAAAGAGAGCCAUCAGGAACCCCGAAGAUGAAGAAGCAAGGGCUAGCAUGCAUCUAGCAAGUGCGUUUGCUGGCAUUGGUUUUGGAAAUGCUGGUGUGCAUCUGUGUCAUGGCAUGUCUUACCCUAUUUCCGGCUUGGUGAAGAAUUAUAAAGCAAAGGAUUAUCGUGUGGAGCAUUCUUUAGUGCCACAUGGCCUUUCCGUUGUCCUUACAUCCCCAGCCGUGUUUACUUUCACAGCACCAAUGUGUCCUGAGCGUCAUUUGGAAGCUGCCCAUAUACUGGGAGCUAACAUCAGCAAUUCCAAAGUCAGAGAUGCUGGGCUUAUUUUGGCAGACACCCUCCGGGAAUUCUUGUUUGACCUGAAUGUUGAUGAUGGCUUAGCUGCUCUUGGUUAUUCUUCAGCUGAUAUCCCUGCCUUAGUUAAAGGCACAUUGCCCCAGGAACGAGUGACUAAAUUAUCUCCACGUCCCCAAACUGAAGAAGAAUUAUCUGCUCUGUUUGAAGCUUCCAUGAAACUGUAUUAGCUUGACAAACAUUGACGCUUUCUCAGUAAUAUCUUAACCUUUAUUGAAAGGGAAUAAAGAAGUUCAAAACAUACGAAUGCCAGCCAUAUAGGACGAAGGCUGUCUCCUCUUCUUUCUUCAUCCCUGUCAGUGGAACAACCUUCUCUGCCAAAGGGUAUUGGUGUCUCACCAAACUACAACUCCCAUGAAUGCAUUCCAUUGAGCCGAGUCAAACUGCAUUAAUUCUACAGUGUAGAUGCACCCCAAGUUAAGGGCCGCACAUGGUGCUGAAUACCUCCUGCAAUGCAUCAACAAGUACAUACGCUGGCAUAAUGAGAGGUUACACCAGCAUAUGCCACCCACAGCAUUCCAACCAAUGUUAUCCACAGAGCCAAUGCCAAAACAGAACCUGCCAUAUUUCUGUGACUUCAAGUAGCCAAACUUCUCACCAAUAAGCGUGGCUGAAAUAGACUAUCUAAAUGUUCACCUGUGGUUUCAGAUUUCCUGUGAUUCUAAAUAUUUUCUACAAUGUUAAAGAAUGUUUUUAAUUCUUGUAAAGAGACCAGUUUAGUCAGAGUGUUGCCACUGUAAAAGUAAUGCCUUUUUCUUACUUCUAUAAGGAAGCUUAAAAUAAUAUCUGGGGCAACACAUUUUUAUGAUUAAUAUGCAACUGACCUAAUAAAUUUUAAUAAUGUCCACUUUAAGAA